Messenger RNA from Magallana angulata, 3239 nucleotides. RefSeq names its product serine/threonine-protein kinase TBK1-like. The coding region runs from base 178 to 2436 and encodes 752 amino acids. Gene Ontology annotation, molecular function: ATP binding; protein serine/threonine kinase activity. The transcript is spliced from 19 exons. The record is from RefSeq and is a predicted model, not a curated record. Gene Ontology annotation, biological process: peptidyl-serine phosphorylation. Gene Ontology annotation, cellular component: cytoplasm. NCBI's taxonomy places the organism in Eukaryota, Metazoa, Mollusca, Bivalvia, Ostreida, Ostreidae.
AUUAUUUCCUGUAGUGACUUGGGAUUUCCCAAACGUAAACAUUUGUCAACAUUGUCCAAUAACACAUGAAGAUUGUAGCCUUCCAAACAUUUGACUGAUGGGUUUUUGAUGCGAUGCCACCGCGAUGAGUUAAUAUGACAAUGCUAUGAAUGCAUAAAGCAGUUAAUUGACUUUGAGAUGUCGGGUGAUGACUUUCUUCCCCUACGCCAGUCACAGAAUUAUCUGUGGGAUGUCACCAAGGUUCUGGGACAAGGGGCCACAAGCAAGGUGUACAAAGGACGAGACAAGAGAAAUGGAGAGGAGGUCGCUGUUAAGGUGUUCUCCUCAGCGGCCAUGCAGAGAAGUCCUGAGGUUCAGGUCAGAGAAUUCCAGGUCAUGAUGCAACUCAAGCAGGAGAAUGUGGUACAGCUACUGGGUAUAGAGGAAGAGGAUGUAAACAACCACAAGGUGAUAGUUAUGGAGCUGUCUCAGCACGGCAGUCUGUACACCCUACUGGACGACCCCGAAAACUCGCUAGGGCUGGAGGAGGAGGAAUUCGUCAUCGUGCUCAAAGAUCUCACGGCAGGGAUUCAGUACCUCAGGGACAAAGACAUAGUACACAGGGACAUCAAGCCAGGGAACAUUCUGUUGUUCAAGGACGAGGAGGGUCGGUCUGUGUACAAAUUGACAGACUUUGGGGCGGCCAAGCAGUUGGAGAGUGAGGAUGAACAGUUUAUGUCACUGUACGGAACAGAAGAAUAUCUGCACCCAAACAUCUACGGUCGGGCUGUAAUAAAGGAUGGUAAUACCGGCCCUUUUGAUGCCACGGUUGACCUCUGGAGCCUAGGGGUCACCAUAUAUCACGCAGCAACCGGUCAGCUGCCCUUCAAGGCCUAUGGAGGUCGAAGAAAUAGACAGAAAAUGUAUGAAAUCACCAGGACAAAGGAGAGCGGGGUGAUAUCGGGGAUACAGAAGUAUGAGGAUGGACCAGUGGAGUGGAGGAAGGACCUACCCCCCACCUGCCUGCUGUCAGCAGGUCUGAAGAAGUUCCUGGUCCCAGUGCUGGCCUCAUUGCUGGAGAGCAACGAGAGAAAGAGGACGACCUUUGACCGAUUCUUCCAGGAAGUUGCCAACAUCAUAUCCAAGAAAGUCCUGAAUGCAUUUUGUCCUGUGACCUGGUCAAAUAUGAAAAUCUACGUUGACAAAGACACAAAAUUGUCGCGUCUACAGGAAGUGAUCGCUGAGCAGUGUGAAGUGGCAGCUGUCAAUCAAAUUCUGGUGGUGGACGGGGAGCUGUUAGAACACACGGUCGAUCCCCUCGCCCCGGUCUCAGAUUACCCAGCAUGCAUCACGGAGGGUAAUCCGAUCUUCGUGUUCCUGAAGUCGUACCCAGAUCAUCGAUAUUUCCCGAAUUGUGUCUAUCCGGAGUUUCCACGGUUCGGUAGCUCGGUCCACGUGAGCAAUGACUACCAGCUGACCAAGCUGUGCUGUACAGUGAUGGCCUUCCACCUCAGACUGGUCAAACAGUACCACAGGAAGCUACAGCUGCUGCAGAAAAGUGUGAGGGGAUAUGUGCAUGAGCUUCACCAUGAGAUAGUACACCUGGUGGAUUGCCUUAAACACCAGAAACAGCACAACCAGGUCUGUUCUCUGUGGACCAAGAACUACGGUCACUCGGCUGCCCAGAACAUAGCACUAGUCAGGGGGGUGGAUCAAGGCACCGGGGCCAAGGAACGCGAGGUCCUCCUAGAAGGGAACCAGAAAUUUAUCAGAGACCUAGAGAAGCAGGUGGACAACAUCAUGAAAAGUGCAGAGGACUUACUGAAUCAGAUCAAGAGAGAUGAGCUACAGAACAGACGUCUAGAGAAGUACUGGAACGACGAAAACAUGGCCUGUCAUUCGGACACAUUUAGAUGUGGAGAGAAAAUUUCCAUGAUGUUGGACAGUAUGAAGGGAAUCAUGGCAGCUUUUAAGGAGGACCGACACAGGGUAGUCCUCGGCAAGCUGGAGGAAAACAUCCACAUGGUGGAAAAGAAUCGGCUGCAGACGCUUUGCUCCAAGUCGCUGUCGAUUCUGGAGAGCUGUAACCGCUUCACGGAAAAGCAGUACAACGCCUAUUACACGUGGUACAAUCAAGCCGUGGACACAAGGAACAGGUGUGAUAAAGUGAAUCUUAAACUCGGACACCUGGAGAAAAGACAGACCGAGUUUGUCACCAAACUGGACGAGUUUUCUAAAGUGAUGAUCGGCAGUAUGCACGAGGUUGUUUGUGAACCUAACGUGACGUCACAGAUCAACCAGUCCAGUAACAACAGACGUCCCACCAACCUCCUCAACACCCUCAACAACAAAUUAAAUGCUGUAGAGGUGGACGUGAUAGAACUCAAGCAGAGCGUGGAUGCUAAUUUUAAAAUCCUCCACAGCACCGAGAAGCAGAUACUAGAAAAUGGCAUUUGACAGACGAUAGUAUUCACUGUAACACUGAUUAUAAGAAGUCAGAAUAACCAACCUCCUACCUCAGUUUACCAAGUCCUCGGUAAAAUGGUGGCCGCUAAAUAAAAAGCAUUCCAUUGGGUAAUGGAGAGACAUGUGUCCAUUGUACAUGUGUACCACUGCCUCUGUCCUCAACAAAGACCCCUUAAUAUCGGGAGGGUUCGUGUCCAGUGUAAUGUGCCUGAAUGGUAGAGCUGUUGUUGUGGUGUUCUUUUAGUGAAGGCCCGUUAUAACAAUCACCCUGUUGGUAAUAAAAAUGUACGGUUACCCGUAAUGUACAGGGGUCAAGGUCGUUGUUGUACACCAGUGGUGCCAGCUCUGACCUCCUGUACUGAUGAUCGCUGGUUGUAAGCAUUGUGUACUAUUGUGUAAAACCCGUGCAUGGUAUAUUAAGAAUACAUUAAUUCCAUUAUGCUCGAAAUAAAAUAUAUUGAUUACGUUUGAAAAAAUCUUAACGUAUCUAAAGUGAUUAUUGUACAGACUUAGAUGUCUGUUAGGUUAGGUUUUUAACCACCAGAGAACUUUUUUUUUUCUAUUUUAUUUUAAAAUUUUUGUGAAGGUUGUGUGUAUGAACUGUGAUCUUUAUUUAUGAAUGUUAUUGGUUAAUGAUUGUUGAAGUAUUACAUGUACACCAUAAUGUGUAUAUCUGGCAAUAGUGCCACUGUCUUCCAUGAAAUUAAUUUAGAUGCCAUAGUUACGGGAGUUCUGGAAUUCUACAUCUCUAGAUACUCCUGUUGACCAGGGUGAAUAAACCUUUGUUAUCAGAA